This is a messenger RNA of Heterotrigona itama, 1127 nucleotides long. The record is from the annotation of a GenBank genome assembly. NCBI's taxonomy places the organism in Eukaryota, Metazoa, Arthropoda, Insecta, Hymenoptera, Apidae.
AUGAGGCUGCUUUGCACGUCGGUGCUGUUGUUGCUGUCGACGAUUGCCAGUUUGCAAGCUUACGAGAAAUUGAAGAGCAUCUACUCGUGGAAAGCGUUGGACUUUGCAUUUCCAAACGAGUAUGCUAGACUUACGGCCAUUAAUAACGGUGUUUUCAUACCUGGCUCGCCACUGCCCAUCGACGUUGACGUUCACAAUGAAGAGCACAAAUCGACGGUGUUCAUGGCCAUUCCAAGAUUUCAGAACGGCGUACCCGUGACCUUGGGCUAUGUCACCAAUCAGACGUCACCGGAUGGAAACCCCCUAAUCACGCCGUACCCGAAUUGGACUUACAACGAUGCAAAUAAUUAUAGAUGAAUGCGACCGGCUAUGGGUCCUUGACACCGGAAAACUAGAAGAGAAACAAGUAUGCCCACCGAAGCUUCUCGUGUUUUCUCUCCGCGAGAAUCGACUGAUCACCACGCACAGAUUUCCUCGAGAUCAGUUCAAAGAGGACUCUCUGUUCGUCACGGUGGUCGUGGACAUUCGAGACAACGGAGAUAAUAAAUGCAAGAACACGUUCGCCUACAUCGCCGAUGUGACAGGAUUCGCGUUGAUCGUUUACGAUUUUUAUAAUUCGAGAUCCUGGAGGAUCAGCAACAACCUGUUUUAUCCUUAUCCGCCGUACGGCACGUUUAACAUCAAUGGCGACACGUUUGACCUGAUGGAUGGGAUCCUCGGUCUUGCCUUAGGACCCGUUCGCAACGGCGAUAGAAUUCUUUAUUUCCACUCGUUGGCCAGCAGAGUCGAAUCAUGGGUGCCUACUUCUGUAAUCAGGUCAGUUCUGAUGUCGUGUCGUCGAUCAUUAACAGCUAUUAAGCUAAAUAACGUUAACAAGAAUUGCUACCGCGUUCGAAACAAAUUUUUAACUUCUUGCGCUGGAGUGACGUGCCACGCAAGAAGUUCGAGAAUUUUUUGUCUCAAAAUUGCAAUAUUUUCUCAGUUUUAAGUAUAUUUGAAUAUAACCCAAAUAUAAGGCAAAACAAAUAAUAAAUUUAUUACUUCUUAGUGACAAUUUCUAUCCAGUGAUAUCAUAUCGACGAGUUCAAAAAGAAAGCGACGAAUUAUUGUGUAUAGUUUGGUCACUC